AUGGCAAAAAAAGAUGGCCAAGGCUUACAUUUGUCCAACCAAAUCAACCAAGCAAUGGAUACUACUCCUAUAGAAGAAAUAUCUAUAAACCAUGGCAUUGGGCAACCAAAAGCCAUGCAAGCGGAACACCUAAUCAUUACCCUACCGCCCAAUCCCUCUCAAACUUCCCCUAGCCCUUCUCACACGCCUAAGUUAGAAACGUUAGAGAUACCCAUCCCUUAUCAAAAUGCCCAGAAUCCCUUCAACCAUAAGGAGACGUCUCAGAUUGAUACAAAUCCUAAGGCAACACAGAGCAAUUGCCAUGGAGAACCUUCCUCCCUUUCCACCACAAGUAGAAAAUCCUCAAAUAAUUUACGUCCAACCACCACAAGCACAGGACUAUCAACCAGUAUCAUGGAUGGAAAUGGGAUUAAUGGGCCAUGCAGUAUCAUUCAAUCUGCAAAUCAACGGCCAAGACUCAAUUGUGAUACUUCACAACACCCAGUAUUUGGCUCAACUAGUAGCGGAGGGCAUGAGACUAGCUAUGAACAAUUACCUCAACCAGGUUUGGCUAAACAACAUCCUACAACCCCUAGCUCCCUCAGUGAACCCUCAACUAGUACAUGCAAUGAGAAAUCAUUGUAA
This is a messenger RNA of Nicotiana attenuata, 624 nucleotides long. RefSeq lists its product as uncharacterized. The transcript has a single exon. NCBI's taxonomy places the organism in Eukaryota, Viridiplantae, Streptophyta, Magnoliopsida, Solanales, Solanaceae. The record is from RefSeq and is a predicted model, not a curated record. The coding region runs from base 1 to 624 and encodes 207 amino acids.